CGGGGAUUUGAGGUGACCAGGUUUAGGUGGAUGGACCCCAAAUUUCCAUCUGGGCCCCAUCCCUAACCACUUAGGUUCUCUGGGGCCCGUUGGUGUCCAGAAGAAAUGAUUGGCUGGGAUGCAUCUGGUUCUCUGCCAACGGGAAGAACCACCCAGGGAUGGAGGCGUGGGCCCACAUCGCUCGCAAGUCCCUCCCGCCCGUGACAGGGACGAGGAGGAAUCUGGGGGAGGAGACGGGGCAAGAAGGCCACCACCCAAGCCUGAGGGUUCAGUGGCCACAUGACCCCAGACAGAUCGCCGCCCCUGGCCCAGCGUUUCUGCCACCACAACCUGGAUAAAGUGGUGGCAGCAGGCCUGGGCCUGGGCCCGGACCCGGUCAUGUCUGCUGGGGCCACCAGGCCAAAGCGGGAAAGCUGUGCUUACCCCAGUGUGCGUGUGGAAAAGUUAAAGGAGUGACUGACCAUCGGCAUUAAAUGACCAUGGGUCAAAUCAUCAGCCUCGAUUUCCUGAUGUCCACCAACGCUGACGCCCCGGAUGCUGCCGAUGCUGCUGACUCUCCAGAAGCUGCUGAUGCUCCCGACUCUCCAGAUCUUGCCGAUGCUCCCGAUACUGCCGACGCUCCAUAUUCUCACGACUCUGCCGAUGCUGCCGUUGCGCCAGAUUCUCCUGACUUUGAUGACUCUCGGGAUGCUCCCGACUUUGCGGACGAUCCCGAUGCUCCGGAUUCUCCCGACAUUGCCGACUAUCGGGAUGCUCCCAACUUUGUCGACACUCCAGAUGCUCCGGAUUCUCCCGAUUUUGCUGACACUGCCGUUGCUCCGGAUUCUCCCACCUUUGAAGACUCUCGGGAUGCUCCCGACUUUGCCGACGCUCCCGUUGCUCUGGAUUCUCCCGACUUUGCCGACUCUCGGGAUACUCCUGACUUAGCCGACACUCCCGGUGCUCCAGAUUCUCCCAACUUUGCCGACUCUCGGGAUGCUCCUGACUUUGCCGACACUCCCGGUGCUCCGGAUUCUCCCGACUUUGCCGACUCUCGGGAUGCUCCUGACUUUGUCGACACUCCCGGUGCUCCGGAUUCUCCCGACUUUGCUGACUCUCGGAAUGCUCCCAACUUUGCCGACGCUCCCGAUGCUCCGGAUUCUCCCAAUUUUGCCGACUUUCGGGAUGCUCCCGACUUUGCCAACGCUCCCGAUGCUCCAGAUUCUCCUGACUUUGCCAACGCUCGGUAUGCUCCUGAAUUUUCCGAUGCUCCCAACUUUGCUGGCAGUCUGGAUGCCUCCAACUUUGCCGGCAGUCUGGAUGCCUCCAAGUUUGCCAGCGCUUCCAGCCUUGCGGAUGCUCCCGGUGGCCCGGAGGCUGCUGCAGCUGCGGGUGGCCCCGCUCGGUCCAAGAGCCCAGACCGUGCCAUUGACAACCGCCACACCACCCUAACUGAACUGGACGAGGUGGUCUCCGCCAGCCCCCAAGGGGCAAAGAAGUACCAAGGGCCUGCCUGUGUGCUCACUAUCCCGAAGACGGAGGAAUUGACAGAAAUCCUGGUUGAAGAAAGCGCAAGCUCCUUAGAAGAGAGUGUAGUAAAACUGGGGUCCAAGACCCACCUCACCUUCCCGCUGGGCAUCAUCUUCACCACCUUUCUCUACUGCGGGGAAGCCUCCAGCGCGCUCUACAUGGCAAAUAUCUACCGAAAGAACAAGGAUUCAUUCUGGAUGACAUUCACCUUCCUCUUCUUUUUACUGUCAUCCAUCAUGGAUCAGUUUACCCUCGUUUUCAUCCACCGGGAUUUGGCCAAAGAUAAGCCCCUCAUGGUGUUCACACACCUUCUACUCUUGGGACCGAUUUUCAGAUGCCUAGAGGCCAUAAUUAUGUACCUUAAUCUGGGGAAGAAGGUGGAGGAGGAACCCUACGUCGGCAUCAUCCGCAAGAGAUUGUUCUACGACGGCAUGGAAGAGUUGGUAGAAUGGGAGGUUGGCCACUCGAUCCGAAUCCUGUCCCAUCACCGCCACGCCUUCAAACGUAUGGCUGUGAUGCAGGCCUACUUGGGCUCGGUGCCCCAACUGACCUAUCAGACCUACGUGACCCUCAUAUCCAACGAAUUACCUCUUCCAAGAGCGGUGCUGAUCGGCUUCUCCCUGGUUUCGGUGACCUUCGGGUCCACCCUGUCCACCACGUUGACCCUCCAGAUCAAGUACGACGAGUACAAGACCCGCCUGGGGUUUUGGCAGUUCGUCUGCAUAGUCACCUGGCGGACCCUGGAGAUCAUCACCCGCCUGGCCAUCCUCGUGGUCUUCUCCCUGUCCAUGAAGCUCAUGGCGCUACCCUUCAUCUUCGUAAACUUCCUGGCCACUCUCUUCGAGCCCUGGGUGCGCUUCUGGAUGAGCGGCGCCAAGUUGCCCGUGAUCGAGCGGACGCUGACCUGCGUGGGCACCACGGUGGUGCUGAUCACCGUCACGGUCAUCCAUACCGGCAUCAACUAUUUCAGCUGGUCCGCCAUGCAGCUGCGGCUGGACCAGCCGGAGCUGAUGAAGACCACGCCGGGUUGGGGCGCCAUGAUGUUGCACUACAGCAUCCGGCUGGUGGAGGACAUCACCCUGGUAACCAUCUGGCUGGUCCGGCCCGAGAAAGUGCUGGCCCUGCAGAACCUCUGCCGCCCCUACAUCGCCGUGCAGCUCCUGGUCGGCCAGCUGCUCUCCUUCGUCCUCCUGCUCUUUUUCUUCCAGUACCUGCAUCCGUUCCGCGCUCUCUUCCCCGAGUCCAUUUCCGAGUACAUCCACAGAAAGUGCCGCUGGCCCUGCUGGGCUAGGGCGAGGAACCCGGCCCCUCGGGACGGCGUGGUGUGACUCGCCCGCCCGGGGAAGCUCCUCCGGGGUGGCUGUCGGAGUUGUGACUGGAAGCGUCCUUGACGGGUGGAAGAAAGGAGCCCCCUUCUCGUUCCAGCAGCCGUCUCGAGUGUUGCGUCGCUUGCCGGUGGAUCCGUCUUGGUGGGGUUUCGGGGGUGGGCACCCCCCUUCCCGUGGGGGGUUCAGGGUUGGGAGCCGCCAAGACUCCGCCAGUCGGUCCCUAGGCACCAACCUUGGGUGGGGGUGACCCAAAGCCAGGGGAGCCAUUGUGUCCCAGAAUCCGCUUUGCCGUUCAGCCCCGAAGAUGGGGGUGGGCUCCCGGGGCUUCUCAGAGCUGGAUGGGGACGUUCGGCUGAAAGGGGAGCUGCCAUCGCUCCCCUCCCUGCUUAACUCCCACCCACUGGGCAGAGGGUACCCAACUGAAAGCUGCAGGGGUGACUGGGGAGCCCCUCUUGAGCCAGAGGUUCCUGGGUCCCCGACCUGCUAGGGAAAAUUGGGGACAAGGCUAGGGUCCCUCUCCCAACUUCCAGGCCCCGGUAGCCAGUCGGGGACUCUUUGUGUCCCUGUGGGACCAAGCAUUGUCUGAGCUCCGACUGGGCCCUAGCGCUAGACCCAGGCGAGCUCGGAAACUCGGGUCGGGGUGCUCUCCAAUUCUGCCAAGCACCCGGGGUGGAAAGGUCGAGACCUUUCGCCGGCCUCAGGGGCCAGAAUGAAGGCUUCCAUCUCCUGAAAGUGUCAGCCCCGUGGAACCCCACCUCCCCGGGAGCCCCCCGACUCUCCAUGGUGAAAAGUUUCUAUGGUCCACAGGAGCCUUAGGGAUCCCUUGCCUGCAGGGUUUUCCAGCUCUGGGAGCAAGGCCAUUGUUUUCUCCCCCAACCUUUUCGGUAGGAAUCCCAGCUUCCCUCGGCCUAGAUCUCCAACGGGACCGGAGGGCUUCUUAGCCUGGCUGAAGAGACCCUCCCGAAUCAGGUCUUUCCGACUCAUUCAGUUUUGGAAGCCUGCCUGCCAAAUCCCAAACUUCAGAGCCCGUCCCACGUGCUCUCCUUUCAAAUGUUCUGCCCCACUUUCACUCCCUCACAUAAUGAAAAGGGGACACUGGGCUCACAGAACUGAAUUUUAAUUAGGGCCACGUGCGGGCUAGGUGGAAAUCUAAAAAUCAAUUAGAAUUGGCUAUAAAAUAAAA
Tachyglossus aculeatus (Australian echidna) is the source of this 4020-nucleotide messenger RNA. It is a transcript of the gene XKRX, whose product is annotated as XK related X-linked. Gene Ontology annotation, cellular component: membrane. The record is from RefSeq and is a predicted model, not a curated record. Lineage: Eukaryota; Metazoa; Chordata; Mammalia; Monotremata; Tachyglossidae. Bases 474 to 2837 code for a protein of 787 amino acids. The transcript is spliced from 5 exons.